Molecule: messenger RNA, 617 nt
Organism: Anisakis simplex (herring worm)
Lineage: Eukaryota; Metazoa; Nematoda; Chromadorea; Rhabditida; Anisakidae
Source: the annotation of a GenBank genome assembly
GUAUCCGCAUUCGUUUGUCAUCGAAUCGUCUGGAGCAAGGCACAUUGGCAUGGGCACGAAUCGAUGGACUGGCCGAUGACGAGACACCGUUCGCAUUCGGUGGUGCCAAAUACCCGUUACGAGUGAAGUGGACACUCGGCACGCAUACCGUGUUGCAGAUUAUCUCUGCAUUCCAGACGUCAACUGCGAUUCGUACGAGUGUGCAGAAUCAAUUCGAAGUGUUGCUGAGCGCUCGUGAGCCAGGACAAGUGCAACUGCGAGUAGCGGUCGAGAUCGAGCCGAACGCAAAAUUGCAUUUUUAUCGAGGCGCUCGUUUGUAUGAGGAUCGAGCCACGGUCGUAGUGGUGGAAGGCACACAACUUCUGCAACCAGCAAUUCAACCUCGCUCGAUUAGAAUCACACCAAACGCUCAAAUUCAGCUGAAACCAAAUCGAGCUGAUGGAACUUUCGCACUACGUGUACCACAGCAAUUCGCAUCGCAGUUGACCAUCGGCGGGGACAGUAACGCUGUACUGAAGGCGUUCUCGAUCGGUGAUGCGGUUGUUGAACUCCAGCAUAUCAGUAUACCACACAAUGAGUCUACCUUCAUCCCGAUUUCGGUAUGCAUCAUAGAUUUU